This is a messenger RNA of Kazachstania africana CBS 2517, 4119 nucleotides long. It is a transcript of the gene STU1, whose product is annotated as Stu1p. Bases 1 to 4119 code for a protein of 1372 amino acids. Gene Ontology annotation, biological process: astral microtubule depolymerization; mitotic spindle assembly. Gene Ontology annotation, molecular function: microtubule binding. The record is from RefSeq and is a predicted model, not a curated record. Lineage: Eukaryota; Fungi; Ascomycota; Saccharomycetes; Saccharomycetales; Saccharomycetaceae. Gene Ontology annotation, cellular component: mitotic spindle; microtubule organizing center; cytoplasmic microtubule. The transcript has a single exon.
AUGUCGACCGAUAAUCAGUUCUCUUCCCUUUAUAAGAUAUUCAGUGAUGAUUCCAUUCCAAUUGACCAAAAAUCACAACUUCUGACCAAAUUCAAAGGUCACGUCAAGAAAGACUACAUCAAUAUCAACAAUUUCCAAAUAUAUCUCGACACUUUACUGCUAAUACCGCAAAAAUAUCCAAAUUUUACUGAUUUAAUAGUACUUUCAUAUUCUACACUUUGCUAUUUGAUAAAGAGACUCAUUAUUCAGUCUCCAGAUAUCAUCUUAUCAGAUGAUAUAAUGGAUAAAUUAUUAAAUUAUUUCAUUACAAAUAAUAAUCAAUUUCAAAAAAUUAAUAAAUUAUGGUCAUUAGCAAUUAAAACUUUGGAAUCAAUCAAUCAAUUAAAUCCAAUAAUUUUAUCAAAUCAUUUGAAAAAUAUAUUAAUUAAUGAAAUUAAUCGUGAUUUUAAUCGUAUUAAAUUCAUUUUAUUAUUAUUAAAUGAAUUAAUUGAAUUAAAUAAGACAAACAAAGAUUCUAUACUAUUGAAUUUUAUACCAUCUUUAACAAAAUUAUUCAAUGAUAAUACUUUAUUCGAAAAAAAUCAAUUAGAAAUCAUCUGUCAUCUAAUCAAUGAUAUUUUUAAGAGAAAUUCAACAAAUUUAACUACAUUACAAGAUUUCAUUAACGGUAUUAACGAUAAAGAAAUUAAAUCAAAUUUCAUAUCGGAUAAUAGCGAUAAUAAUGAAGGAAACAAUCUUAUCACGGUUUUUGACUUGAAUUUUGAAUUCAAUACAAUUUUAAAUGAAUUUAAACUACCAAAAUUAUCAAAUAUUGAUCAAAUUGCAACAGGUAACGAUAAUUCAUUAAUUUAUCAUUCAUUAAAUCAAUUAAAUAAUGAUUUGACAAAUUUAUUAUUACCUUUCCAAACAUUGAAGGAAACUGAACAAAACUGGAAAUCAAGACAAUCAAAUAUUAUAACGAUAAGGAAAAAAUUUCUCAUAAAUCAAAAAUUAAUAUUAGAAAAUAAAUUUGAAUUCAUUUCGAUUUUAAAAAAUUUACAAUUCAUUGAUUGUAUUUCAAAAACUGCAUUAUCACUAAGAACAACUUUAUCAUUAAAUACCUGCCAAUUAAUUAAAGAUCUUUUAACAAUUAUUGGAGAUGAUUUGACAAUAUCAAUAUUAGAUCAGCUUUUUCUUAUAUUAAAAAAUUUAUUAUCUUCAACUAAAAAAAUUUCGUCUCAAGUAUCUUUGCAUAUCUUAUUAAUAAUGUUUAUUAAUAUUGACUUCCAUAAUAAAUUAUUUCAACAAUGUUUCCUAUUAAUUAGUGAAAAAACCAUCAUACCAAGAAACACAUCCGCUAUUUUAUUAAAAAUUUUCGUAUUAAAAUUCCAUGGAACAAACAAAUUCGAUAAUAAUUUGAUUUAUGUGGAAGAAUGGUUAAAGAAAGGUCUUACCGAUGCCCAAACUGUCGUAAGAGAAUCAAUGAGAUCAACUUUUUGGUACUUUUAUAAAGUUUAUCCAACAAAUGCCAAGAAUUUGAUUAAUAAUUCAUUGAAUAAUAAUCAAUUAAGAAAAUCAAUUGAACUAUCAAUCCCAAAUCAUUUAAAUAUCUCUUAUGAAAGAAUCACAAUAAAUUCAAAUGACAGUUCCAGAAGAUCAAGCCUGUUAAAUAGUAAUUUCCAAAUAAAGAAAAAAUUUCCAAAUUAUGCUCAGCCAACUCAUUCAUCAGCAAAUAAUUUAAGAUCCGUAAGUGAGUUUUCAUUAAGAAACAACAAAGAUGUUGCUGAUGCUCAUGACAAUAAACGUCUCAAACCAAAUAAUGAAGAUAGGCAUACCCCAAAGAGAAAAGUAAGUGCACCGGUGGCCACGAAUUUUAGCAAUGCUGGUACGUAUAAUAACAACAAUAAUUAUAAUAGUGAAAAUUUCGAUUUGACAGAUGAAUUGACAAACCCACAUUCUACUUCAUUAAUCAAUAAAUACAUGGAUAAUCAUAGCAAUAAAACCAGUGAUACCAAGAACAACAGCCAAAUAGAAACAUCCGAAUUUGAUGUUAAUAAAAUUUAUGCGUCAUUUGAUAACGAUUUAAAUUACAAGCAAUCGUUACAGCUGCUGCAAAAUUACUUAUUGCAACAGCAUAAAAACUUGAAGCUAGAUUUUUCCAAGAUUUCAUCACCACUUAGAAAAAUCAUUAUUAAACAUCCAUUAGAUUUCAAACAAUUGUUGACCAUAACAAAUUUCAUUACAUCCUUAUCAUUGAGUUACAUCAUUGAAUUAUAUUCCAUUAAUAAUUUGGAUUUCAUGGAUUUAUUUUCAAAAUUGUCUUUAAAAAAUACUCAAGCUAUUAUUGAUGAAAUCGAUAAAUUGCUGAAUGAAUUAAUAUCAAUCGAUAACGAUCAAUUAAUUUCAAUAUAUCAUAUGAAACAUAAAUUCAAAAUUUUCAAUUUUAUCUUUGAAUUUUUGAUCGCAUUAUUGAAAGAUAGUUCAAAUUUUGAAUUCAAUAGAAUCUUAACAUCAUUAUUCAAAAUUUAUGGGAAUGAAUUUGAAAAUAAAUUGUAUUUCGAUGUCUUAUUCGAAUUGUAUAAAAGGGAUCAAUCAGUGUUCGCUGGCACUUUUAUGAAUUUCAAUUUAAUUUCAACGAAACUAAAAAUUUUCAAUGAAUUCAAGUUAAGAGAUUCUAAUGUGAAUGAAGAUAUUCUAAAUAACAAUUCUUCAAAAAUUGAAAAUGACUCUAGUGAAGAUGAAACUGAGCAAGAUGAUUUAGAAAUGAAAAGGUAUAUGGAAAUGACAAUGGUCAAUCCCUUCAACCCAACCAAGACAAUCAAUAAUAACAUGAUGGCUAACGAUAUGACUAAAACAAAGCUAUCGGAUAUGACGAAAGUCGUAAGUGUUUAUCAAGACUUGUCAACAAUGAAAGGUCGUGAAGUUGACUAUGAUGAAGAUGAAACUGAAGUUAAAAAUGAAAAUGAAAAUGAAAAUAACGUUAAUCUUAGCGAUAUUUUCAAUACUGAAAAGGAAAAUGAACAUACAGUUAAGUUUAGUAAUGAGCCACCUAAAAUUAUUGAAAAUAAUAUUUUCACUUCCAAUGAAAAUAAACAAAAUCGUAUAAACAAUGAUGUCAUUGAAAAGGAAAUUAUUGAACAGAAGAAACCAUUAAACUCAAUUUUACAUUCUACGAAGAAAGAAAAUCCAAGAACAACUUUUGAUAUCUUAAAAGAAUUCCCAAAAGAUUCAUCAAGCUUCUAUGAACUUUCAAUUUUAUUAUCAAUCUAUGAUAGACUUGAUACCACCUCUCAAUUCAAUAAUAUGUUGAAAGCAUUUAAUAGAAUAAAGAGUUUGACGUUCACUAUAAAACAUUUAAAUUAUCUGAUAUUACCAUUAAUUACCUUUGUUAAUGAAAAUGAAAAUUUAUUAUUAUGGCUCAAAGAAAAUGAUGGAAUUAAUGAAAUUUUGAGAGUUUGUUUGAUAUUACUAAAAUCUACAGACGAGAAUUUACUGAUUCCAACAAAUAUAACAAAAAAGUUAUUAAUUCUAAUCCAAUGUCUCUUAAUAUUCAAUAAGAAGUUAGAAAACCAAUUUAUUAUUUCAAAUGGCUUAUUAUUAGAAAUUUGGGACCAAAUAUUUUUAAUGAUUGACAAAUUAUCUGAUUUUAAUAACGAAAUUUAUGUUACAAUAAUUGAAACAAGAUCAAUCUUCAUUGAAACCGAUUUUUUCACUUCCAAAACGAUAACUAAGAUCUUACAAACAAUAGUAAUGGAUCCAACUUACGAUGAUAAUGAUACGAAAAUGCAAAAUAUCAAGACUGAAGAUGGUUAUGAUGAUGAAAAUAUCAUUAUUAAUGAUAAAUCAAAAGGUUUGAAGGAAACAUUUUUGAUGAACACAAUUCACGAAAUUCUCAGAAACAAAAAAUCAGAUAUGAAGUUCCAUCACUUCCAAAUAUCGGAAAUCGUUCAGACUGUAGCUUUUUUCACAAAUAAAAAAUUGAAUGAUUGGAGAUAUAGUAGUAUUCUUGUAUUAGUGGACUCGUACAAAAUUUGCCAAAAUAUGAAAGAUUUGGGUAGUCAAGAAAUCAAUAACAUAUUCAGUUGCCUAGAUGCCAAUAUUUUCAAGUUGGUCAAGAUAAUGGCUUCCAAUUCAAACUAA